This is a messenger RNA of Panonychus citri (citrus red mite), 3284 nucleotides long. Its product is annotated as rab-like protein 6. The record is from RefSeq and is a predicted model, not a curated record. The transcript has 5 exons. Bases 459 to 2312 code for a protein of 617 amino acids. NCBI's taxonomy places the organism in Eukaryota, Metazoa, Arthropoda, Arachnida, Trombidiformes, Tetranychidae. Gene Ontology annotation, molecular function: GTP binding. Gene Ontology annotation, cellular component: nucleus; cytosol.
CCAAAACUAAUCAAUCAUAACAAUUAACCUUUUAAACGAUAAGAAAACUUUUCAAUCAAUUUCUCGAUCUCGAUCACGAACUUUAAACAAUUAAACUUCACCAACGAUUCUCAAUUCUUAAAAUCUUCUCCAACAAUCAAUGUGAACCUCAAAGCCUUUGAUCCUCAAGGUGGAGCUCAAGUGGUUAAGUCAUCAAGUCGAUCGGAAUUGUAAUUAUGUGAGUUAAUUAUCUCGUUGUCAACAAUGGUUAAUUUGAUUGUUUCUUUAACAUUUAAUUGUAAUUGAAAUGUGUCUUUCUUCAUUGUUCAUCCCUGUCUCUCAUCAUCAUUCUCCCCAUCAUAAUCAUUCAUCUUCUACCUGCCGUUUAUUGUUUGUAUCCAAAUGUUUAAACCUACAUUUAGUAUUAAUAAACUACAUUUGAUGAUUGGAUACAUUUUGUUUUCGUUUAAUAGAAGAUCAUGUUUUCAGCAUUAAAACGUCUUGUUGGCAAUCAAAAUGAUUCUAAACCUGGACUUGAGAAUGUUUUCAAUCAAGUUAAUUGUCCUGGAAGAAAUAAUGUCCAACCAAUGGGACAUCAUUUGCAACGAAAAUUUGCCAAAGGAGUUCAGUAUAACAUGAAAAUUAUUCUCAAAGGUGAUCGUAAUGUUGGUAAAACAUGUCUUUUCAUGAGAUUACAAGGGAAACAAUUUGUUGAUGAAUAUACACCAACGGAAGAGAUUCAGGUUGCAAGUAUCCAAUGGAAUUAUAAAGCUACCGAUGAUAUCGUUAAAGUUGAAGUUUGGGAUAUUGUUGAUAAAGGGAAAAAACGAGCCCAAAUUGAUGGGCUUAAAUUGAAUAAUGAAAAACCCAACGCUUCCACUGUUACAAAUGAAACGGAAUCAUCAGCAUCAGAAUUAGCCUUAGAUGCUGAAUUUAUUGAUGUUUAUAAGGGAACCAAUGGUGUCAUCAUGAUGCUCGAUAUGACCAAAGCCUGGACAUUUGAUUAUGUUCAAAGAGAAUUACCUAAAGUACCUUCUAACAUUCCAGUUUUGGUUCUUUCUAAUCAUCGAGAUAUGGGUCACCAUAGAGCGGUAACCGAAGAUCAAGUACGAAUGUUUAUCAGUAAUCUUGAAAGGUCCAAUGGUCCAGGUCAAGUUCGAUAUGCUGAAGCUUCCAUGAGAAAUGGUUUUGGUUUAAGAUUUUUGCACAAAUUUUUUAAUCUCCCCUUCCUUCAUUUACAACGGGAAACACUAUUGAAACAAUUGGAAACCAAUACUGAAGAAAUCACCGCAACUUGUCAAGAAUUAGAUGUCCUACAAGAAGCCGAUGAAUCGGAUUAUGAUCGUUUCCUGGACAAUUUAACCAACAAGCGAAGACAAAUCGCCGAUCAAUUAUCUCAAAUACCAGUUACCUCAACCAAUGGUAAUUAUCAUAAUAAUGUAAAUGGACCACCAAGAAGUAUGUCCAUGCCCGCAGAUCUGACCUUAAGAAAAUCUCCGUCGAUUGGAACUGAUCUUAUCCGACCAACACCAAGUAUUAUUAUUGGAGCAACCAAACCAAUAAAUUUAAAAGAUGGUAAAGUAAUACCUCCCUCAUUAAGUAAAACAAAUUUAGCUGCUAUGGCUGGUAAAAUGAGUGCCAAUGAAUCAACAAUUAGCAAUACAAAUGGAAUCAAGUCAAAUGAAAACAGUGAAAUAAUCAGUGAUGAAGAUCGUUUAAAUUUACGAACUUUCCUCGAAGAGCAACCUCAAGAUUUUAAAUUACCUGAUGAACUCUCUCAACUCGCCGAAGAAGAUGAAAGUGAUGAUGAUAAGGCAGCUAAUCCAAUGGUUUCUGGUUAUCAGGCUGAACUUGAUCCUGAAGAUAAAUUUCCAGAAUCUGAUAAUGUCAUUUUAACGGAACAAAUUAUUACAAAGCCAGUGACCAGUAAUCAUUUUAAAAAGAACGAAGAAAUUGAAAUUAAGAUGACCAACAAAGAAAUAAAAGAAGAGAUUAAAGGAAUACCCAAAGAAUUAGAAAAGUCAAACAAUCAAACAGAAGCAAUUUUUGUACCUGAGAAAAUUUUACCAACAAUCAAUCAUCAGCUGAAAUCACAAUUAGAACCAUCUAAUAGUGAGAUUAAAUCGACAAAGAAUGUAACCUCUUCAUCUUCAUCGAAAAACAAAAAGGUUAAAGAAAAGGUGAAAACGACGAAAGAGAAAAAGAAGAUGAAAAAAAGAUCGAAUACAUUUAAUGAAGAAGAUGAAGAAAAUCGUCGAUUGGAAGAGUUUCUCGGAUCCGAUUGUGAUACAAUUAACAGUAAUCGAGCAGCAAAUGAAUAUGAAACAUUAUAACCUAAAAGUUUUGGGAAAACAAAAUCAAGGAAACACAAUUUAACCAAAGCAAUUAAAUGGUUGAUUCCUUUUUUCAAUUGUAUCUGUGAUUAUCUUGGAUGAAAAGGAUCUCGUUGAAUCUAAAAUCGACCAUCAUAUUAUCAUCUUAAACAAAUCAUGGGCUAGUUUGGUUUCUAUUUUAGACACUUAUCAUCUUCCUCUGUUUCUACUUUCUCCUCAUCAUUAACUACAAAAGUAACAGAAAAAUCUCAUCUCGUCCUUUACAUAAUUCAAACCAGGAAAACACCAACAUCACCACCGCCAUCAAAAUAUCAUCUAAAUCAAUUGAUUGUUUCCAUUCAAAUGUGAAUUUUGAAUCAAAACCCUGGAGCAAUUGAUUAGUAUUCAAUCAAACAUGGACCAUAAUUACCCAGUCUUCACAUCAGUAGCACCAAUUGGAUUAACCGUUAGUGUCCACAUCGGAGUGAUUGGUGUCAGUGGUGAUGUCGGUGUCACAACAGUUAACAAUUAGAUCCCGAAAACCCACUCGAAAGUACCAAAAUUAGCAGAUCAAAGCUCCAAUAUCAAUUCAUCUAUUAAACUGUGACAAUUACCUAAGUAAAUGUUUGUAUCUAGAUGAAUGGAAAUCUUUUAAUUUUAAUUUGUUUAAUUGUGUCUCUUUAAAAGCACAAACACUCUUUUCAUUUCCCAUGAUUUGAAUUGAUAUUUGAUUCGUUUUGCCGUUGAACUCAUUAACGGCAGAGAUAAUUAAUCACAAAUUCGAUCAUUUGUCUCUUCAUCCUCACUGGUUAAUUUACUAAUUUUAAUUAUUGAUUGUAAAUAUUUGAUCAUCUUAUUUACCCACCAUUCAGGCGUUUUUUUCAACUUUUAUUUAUAGCAAUUUAUGGAUCUAAUCUCUCGCAAUUAAUGUUUAUAUAAAAGCAACAACAACAAAAGUUAAUCGUGGUUAAUAAACUUACCUGCAAUUGUCAA